Tympanuchus pallidicinctus (lesser prairie-chicken) is the source of this 3283-nucleotide messenger RNA. It is a transcript of the gene TAGAP, whose product is annotated as T cell activation RhoGTPase activating protein. Gene Ontology annotation, biological process: signal transduction; regulation of Rho protein signal transduction. The coding region runs from base 182 to 2266 and encodes 694 amino acids. Lineage: Eukaryota; Metazoa; Chordata; Aves; Galliformes; Phasianidae. The transcript has 10 exons. The record is from RefSeq and is a predicted model, not a curated record. Gene Ontology annotation, molecular function: GTPase activator activity.
UGGGGUAGAACUGUUUAGUCGCCUGCGCCCGCCCAAAGGAUUAGCAGCAGGGGAACGAUGCUGCUUGCCCUGUCCUCUGCAGCCCACAGGAGGUGAAGGAGCUCCAGCGGGACUCACUCCUUGGGCAAACAAAAGGACCCGAGGAACCAGACAGUGCAGAGCUCCCCCAGUUAAACUCCUAAUGAAAGUGCUUAGCAGCUGUAAUACUUCAAAGACACUAAAUGCUGGAAACAUGGAGAGUUUGAUUGAGCGCCCAUCAGAGGCUGAUGCCAAGAAAUGCCCCCUGUUGGGCCCAGCUGACACUGAGGACAGACUUUGCCAGUUGGCUGCAGAUGGAACAAAGAAAAGAAAGAAAGUGAUAUCGUGGCCAUUUGCUCUGAGACGCACUUCCACCAGUGGAGAUUCCCCGGGGCAGCUGGACUCCGGCCUCAAGAUCACCUUGUUUGGCCAGCCUCUGGCAAUUAUUUGUGGGGAAGAUGACAUGCUGCCCCAGCCAGUCCAGGAUCUCCUAACUAUAUUGUACAUGAAAGGACCUUCCACUGAAGGGAUAUUCAGAAAAGCUGCCAAUGAGAAAGCACGCAAGGAGUUGAAGGAGGAUCUAAACAAAGGCGGGAAUGUUGAUUUGGAAAGCAAAACUGUGCACCUACUGGCAGUGGUCUUGAAGGACUUCCUCCGAAAUAUUCCCUCCAAACUUCUGUCAGAUGACCUGUAUGACAAGUGGAUGCUAGCUCUGGAGAAGCCAAGCAAGCAAGAAAAAAUUGAAGAACUGAAAGAGGUGGCUGACAAAUUGCCCAGACCAAACCUGGUCUUGCUCAAGCAGUUGCUCUCUGUGCUCCACCGCAUCAGCCAGAACGCUGACAUCAGCAGGAUGGACGCCAACAACCUUGCCAUCUGCGUAGGCCCGAACAUGCUGAGCCCGGGGACAGGCAGCACGUUGCCGCUGGAGGUGCAGAAGGAGAUGAAUGACAAGGUGACUGUAUUGGUGGAGUUUCUUAUAGAAAACAACUCAGAAAUCUUUGGAGAGGACAUUCUAUGGCCUGUCAGCACCUUGGCUGUGGAGUCACCAGAGCAUAUAGACAGCUCCACAGAACGCCUGUGUGCUACUCAUCAGAAUGACUCUGCCUAUGACAGCCCAGAUCCUGAAGCUGAAUGCUGUACUUCUGAGCUGGAGCAACCCAAAGGAAGAAGCACUGGUUUGAGCAGAAGAUAUGCAGCGUGUGUCUCUGCCACAUCACUGACUAUUUGCAAAAAUGACAUCAACACGAUGGACAGGAGGUACUCAGAGCCAGACCUAUCAUUCCAGGACCGUUUCGAAAGCAAAAUAAGGAAACAGAAGCUAAACAAAAGUGAGGACAGUUUUCCAGUUCAGCAGAAGCAGCUAGGUCUGGAGAAUGAGGUGCUGGACAAACGACUUGCAAUCUUACCUUCACAACUAUCAAGUGACUCUCUAUCUAAAACAUCCUCCAGUUGCUCACUAGAGAGCUCUGAUGGCUCAGUCUUCACCAGCUCCCCAUUAGUUUCACCCUCUAGUCCCAAAAAAAACUUCUUAAACAGGCCCCAGUCCUUUUGCACCAAGCCUCAUGAAGACUGUAGCACAAUUAGGCGAGAGAUCAAAAAGCAUUCUAUGUCAUUCUCUUUUGCAAACCACCGGAAAACACUAACAAAACAACAGAGCUGGGGGCCUGGAAAACACGUGGGUUUCCAGAGGGACAGUUUCACAAAGAAAGAUGAUCAGUUCUCCUGCAGAAUUGUACAGGAAAACAGCCCCGAGGAUGACAAACCAAUGCAUGUGCCAUACCAGCGAAGGUCACGUUUCAGGUCAGCUGAUGAAGUGUUCAGAGAGGUAGACCAGAGGAAUCCUGGAAGACCACCCUCUUACGAAGAAGCUACUAAGAACUGCAUGGCCACCCAAGUUCCCUCCUGCAAUCUCACAGUUCAGACUAUGAGAUCAAAGGUGUCAAACCAGGACGCUUUGCCAUCUGAUCUGUGUACUGGCCUUGCACAGAGCAUAGCCUGUACAGCUACGAAGGACCUACCCAGCGACAGGAUUUCUGCAGUGAAUGAUUCUGAUGCAGAAACUGAAACUCUCAGUGUUACUGUUGGAAUAAACUCCCGUGUGAGUUUACCUGUGACCCCAGGAGUGUACCGACUGAGAGCCAUGUCUGAAUCCUGUCAAAAGAACAAACAUGAGUAUGUGGCACGACGGUGCAGCCAGCCCAUUUUUGAGGUAGAGCAGAUACAAUAUGCUAAGGAAUCCUACGUUUAAAAUCUUCUCUCUCCUCUUUACAUUGUACAAAGUAAAUGCUGUAAAGAUAGAUAUUUUGCUUAUGUUUUGCAAGAUAUUAGUUUCAAGGGACCCGGAAUAAGCUAGCUCCAUAUGAACAUUUUUUUCUUGGAGGCUCUUCUGAAGUGUUGGUCACUUUGACAUGUCACCUUCUUCCACUAGGAGUGGUGUGUGUUCAUGGGGGGAAAGUAUGUAAAAAUAUGAGUGACUAUGAUGCACAUAACGUGUUGUGUGGGAAAACUAGUCAGUAGUUGAUAAACAGUGUUGUAUGUGUAUCCCUAAAAGGACAAUUAAAAGGUAGGCAGGUCCAAGUACCUGUCCCACUUUCCUCUUCUUUUCUGUAUAGUCGAAGAUUCUAUAUCAUUUGCCAUGUGUGCGUCAGGCUGAUGCAAUGCCUUGCUGAUUUUCUGCAUUAAGAAGUGGGUUAGCAGUUACCCCAACAGGAGAAUAGCUAUUCUGCCACCUAGGCCAUUUCUUCACUCUUUCAUCGAGCCCCUUGAACCUGCUGCCAUUCCUUCCUCCUGCUUGCUAACCAUGAGAACAAUCUGACCACCAGUCAGCAUUAGUAUUGUGUACUAAGCCUGGAUUUAGAGCCACUGAAGCCCUACAGGGUCAUUACAGGCACGUACCAAGUGAAUCUUGAGUGGCCUGAGAUGCUUUUAGUCUAAAUAAACUGGACAGACUAAACAGAAGGAAAGAUCGUCUUCAACUUUGCUCUCAUGAGAAAUAAUAAUAAAAAUAAAUCCCAUGAGGAAACAUUCCAGAUUCAAGUUUUAAUUAGUUAAAAUUGCAGAUCAUUUGUAAAAUUCAAAGAAAGGAAAAGAACAUAUCUAAGUGUUGUCCUUAUAACCUUGUAAAGACAACAGGAAGUGCAAUGUUUUUACAUGUAGGAACUUAUUUUGGUUAGCUCUCACCUUUCCUUUUAUGGCUCAGGAACUGGCAGAGUUUUGGUUUUCUCCUGUGUAAAUUCACUACAAUAAAAACAUUUUCUGCAUGAUU